UUGAAAUUAAACACCUGUAUCAUUCUUGACAUGGAGGAGAAAGCAUCUAAAUGCCUGGAGUGUGGAAAGAGCUUCACUCGGAGGCAUCAUCUGCAGCAACAUGUAAAGACUCACACUGGGGAGAAACCCUAUUCCUGCCUGGAGUGUGGAAAGAGCUUCACUCAUAAUUCAAGUCUACGUACACAUCAAAGGACUCACACUGGGGAUAAACCCUAUUCCUGCCUGGAGUGUGAAAAGAGCUUUGCUCAUAAUUCAAAUCUACGUACACAUCAAAGGAUUCACACUGGGGAGAAACCCUAUUCCUGCCUGGAGUGUGGAAAGAGCUUCACUCAGAUUGGAGGUCUGCAGACACAUCAAAGGAUUCACACUGGGGAGAAACCCUAUAAAUGCCAGGAAUGUGGACAGAGCUUUGCUCAUAGGUUAGAUCUACGUAAACAUGAAAGGAAACACACUGGGGAGAAACCCUAUAAAUGCCUGGAAUGUGGACAGAGCUUUGCUCAUAGUUCAGGUCUACGUUCACAUCAAAGGAUUCACACUGGGGAGAAACCCUAUAAAUGCCUGGAAUGUGGUCAGAGCUUCACUAAGAGUUCAAACCUACGUGCACAUGAAAGGACGCACACUGGGGAGAAACCCUAUACAUGCCAGGAAUGUGGACAGAGCUUUGCUCAUAGGUCAGAUCUACGUAAACAUGAAAGGAAACACACUGGGGAGAAACCCUAUAAAUGCCUGGAAUGUGGACAGAGCUUUGCUCAUAGUUCAGGUCUACGUUCACAUCAAAGGAUUCACACUGGGGAGAAACCCUAUAAAUGCCUGGAAUGUGGUCAGAGCUUCACUAAGAGUUCAAACCUACGUGCACAUGAAAGGACGCACACUGGGGAGAAACCCUAUACAUGCCAGGAAUGUGGACAGAGCUUUGCUCAUAGGUCAGAUCUACGUAAACAUGAAAGGAAACACACUGGGGAGAAACCCUAUAAAUGCCUGGAAUGUGGACAGAGCUUUGCUCAUAGUUCAGGUCUACGUUCACAUCAAAGGAUUCACACUGGGGAGAAACCCUAUAAAUGCCUGGAAUGUGGUCAGAGCUUCACUAAGAGUUCAAACCUACGUGCACAUGAAAGGACGCACACUGGGGAGAAACCCUAUACAUGCCAGGAAUGUGGACAGAGCUUUGCUCAUAGGUCAGAUCUACGUAAACAUGAAAGGAAACACACUGGGGAGAAACCCUAUAACUGCCUGGAGUGUGGACAGAGCUUCGCUCAUAAUUCAAGUCUGCAUUCACAUAAAAGGACUCACACUGGGGAGAAACCCUAUUCCUGCCUAGAGUGUGGACAGAGCUUCGCUCAUAAUUCACAUUUACAUUCACAUCAAAGGAUUCACACCGGGCAGAAACCCUAUUCCUGCCUGGAGUGUGGACAGAGCUUCGCUCAUAAUUCAAGUCUGCAUUCACAUAAAAGGACUCACACUGGGGAGAAACCCUAUUCCUGCCUAGAGUGUGGACAGAGCUUCGCUCAUAAUUCACAUUUACAUUCACAUCAAAGGAUUCACACCGGGCAGAAACCCCAUAAAUGCCUGGAAUGUGGACAGAGCUUCACUCAGAGUUCUCAUCUACGUACACAUCAAAGGAUUCACACUAGGGAGAAACCCUAUAAAUGCCAGGAAUGUGGACAGAGCUUCACUCAGAGUUCAAAUCUACGUUCACAUGAAAGAACACACACUGGAGAGAAACCCUAUACAUGCCUGGAAUGUGGACAGAGCUUCACUCAGAAUUCAAGUCUACGUACACAUCAAAGAACUCACCCUGGGGAGAAACCAUGUAUAGACAUAGCAUAAAGUCAUAGAAUGAUAGAAUAAUACAGUUGGAAGAGAUGACAUGGGACAUCCAAUCCUGCAAUGAUUUUAUAGGAUUCAUGUGCUUUUAUGAAUUUGACUAAUUUUUAAAAAUAUUAAUGAUGUUCAAUACAGCUUUAAUAUUUGUAUAUUUUAAGUUGUAUUGUGACGCUGUUAAUUUGUGAGCUGCUUUGAGUGUCCGAAUGG
This is a messenger RNA of Anolis sagrei ordinatus, 2031 nucleotides long. The record is from RefSeq and is a predicted model, not a curated record. NCBI's taxonomy places the organism in Eukaryota, Metazoa, Chordata, Lepidosauria, Squamata, Anolidae.